Molecule: messenger RNA, 579 nt
Organism: Ilex paraguariensis (yerba mate)
Lineage: Eukaryota; Viridiplantae; Streptophyta; Magnoliopsida; Aquifoliales; Aquifoliaceae
Source: the annotation of a GenBank genome assembly
AUGCUGAACCUGAACCUAAUGAUUCUACACAGUGGUGGGUGGUACUUGAACCACAUCUUAAGCAAUGGUGCUGAUUUUACUUGUGUUGAGAAAGAUUUACUCGAAUCUCUAUGUGAGGAUCUUGAAAUCAUAAGAGCAUUCAUCAAAGAUGCAGAGGAAAAUUGCGAUGAAAAUGAAGAACUGAAAAUGUUAGUAAGACAUAUAGGAGAUGUGGUCUGCGAGGCAUUAGAUGAGUUGGACUCGUUUGUAGUUAAUGGCCAUACGCUAAAGGAUGAAGGUGUGGUUGGGGAAAUCGGUCAUCUCUUUGAUAAAUCUCCAAAGCCCAAGGGUUUUACAGAAGAAUUUAUGUCUCUCGAGGAAGAGAUUUUGGGGAUAUAUCAGAGCAAACUGUAUGGCAUCGGAGUACAAAAAUCUGAAUUAUCUUCAACUGGAAGUUUUGCAGAAGAGAGCAGUCCAACUGUAGAGGAAGAAACUGUGGUAGGCUUUGAUGAUGACUCAAUGACAAUUAUAGAGCGAUUAACUGGAAUACAUAAGCAACUAGAAGCUAUUUCUAUUGUAGGGAUGGGCGGACUUGGUUAG